CCUAUGGCGGAGGACAGCCCGGCGCCGGUAGACUUGGAGAAGGAGUUGUCUUGCUCGAUAUGUACCGACCUUCUAUACCAACCUCUCACCCUCCUUGACUGCCUGCACACUUUCUGCGGUGCUUGCCUCAAGGAGUGGUUUGUCUUCCAAGCCUCCACCGCCACUUCUCUCCACCCAUACACUUGCCCCUCAUGUCGCGCUUCCGUGCGCUCAACCCGCCCGAAUGCGACCGUCACCACAUUGCUAGACAUUUUCGUCCAGGCAAAUCCUCACAGAGGAAAGAGUGAGGAGGACAAGAAAUCCGAUAGAGGGAAAUUCAAAUACGGGGAUAAUGUUCUGCCAAAACUUAGGCGGAGGGGCGGUGAAGAGCAGGACGAGGAUGAUAGGAGGAUGAUGGAGAGCGUGCAGCAGCUGAGCUUGCAGGAAGUUGGUAUUGAGCCAAGCUCCGGGAGGAAUAAUCUGGAGCCCCCUAGAGAAAGAAGGAGACGGGAAAGAAGUCGCGAAGCGAGAAAUCAUAGCUCAGAUAUGAGGAGGAGCAGAGAUGAGGGUCGUUCGGCCAGCAGGAGUGCCACGGCUACUCCUUCUUCAAGGGAUGCUGUCCCCCCACGAGUCGUCGAACAUCAAUCGAGUCUAAGGUCGCUACUAAGCGCUUCGGAGCUGGAUUCACAGGAGAUGGAGGAAGAAAUUAUGCGCCAGAUCAUGGAAGAUGGCCUGUUGGACGGGAUUGAUUUGAACAACAUCGAUGUCGCGCAGGAAGAUGAGAUCAGCGAGAGAAUAGCCCAGGCAUACAGAAGACGGCAGACACAAAGGCAACGCGAAAGGAGGGAGAGAAGGGAGAGAUUGGCAAGAGAUGGGCAAAUCAACUCUGGAUAUUCAACGCCCCCCGAAAUUCGCAGCCCACCAGCCCGGGAUGAUGAGCAACGGCGUAGGCCACAGGGGCGGCCUGAAAGUGGUACAUCUACGCCUCGUGAUAGGGAAAGAAGUAACCGUCCGCCAAUAUCUCGUCCUGGUCUUCUUGAUGUUGCGAAUCAGGGUGCCCAACCACGCCACGCUCGUUCGUCGAGCCAGGGCAGCUCCAGGUCUGCUAGAAGUGAGCACCGACCUGCUCCCCUUGCAGUAUCCUCCCGUCAAACACCUAGCCAGUCGCAGACCGACCUUGGUACCCGACGGCCAGACUAUGAUUCACCAAAUCCCGGCCGGAGGCGCCAAUCCGACAAUCAGCAGCACAGUACCUUGGCAGAACGACAGCAAUUUCGCAAUAGUGUCCAAACGAGUUCGUCCUCGAAUCCAAGCUCACCAAGACGAGCGGCUUUCAAUGUGACCGCGGCCGAGAGCGUGGUAAGUAAUACAGCCGUAGUUGCUUCCCCGAUUUCAUCACCUCUGGCCAAUACUCCCCCCAUAUCAUCUCCGGGCCCAGUAUCAAAUUCGCGACGAACGACCGAUCCAGUAGGAUUGUGGCAUUCGCGACGCACGGGUAAUGGAACUCCCCCUGCAGUCAACCCGUCUACACUACCUCGCGCCACUACAGACCCGUCUACCGCCGAAGCUCAAGCACGACCUAAUACAUUGAUGGCAACGGUAUCACAUUCCUCCUACCUAGAACCACAUAUAGUGUGCCGAUCGUGCAACAAGGACCACCUAGAAUAUGAAUUGCAUUACAACUGCUCCCGUUGUGAUGAGGGCGCCUUCAAUCUUUGUCAGCCGUGCUACCGUGCCGGCAGAGGAUGCAAACAUUGGUACGGUUUUGGGUGGGCGGCUUGGCCAGCGUACCAGAAAAGGAGUCCACCCGGAGGAUACCCUCCUUCCUACGAGUAUCCGCACAUAAUGCGCGGUCAUCGAUUUAGGCGACCACAAAGCCAGCUGAAGAGUAGCAACUCUCACCCCGGCAGACUUAAAAGUGAAGACGAACCCAGUCAUAGACUCGAAGAGGGCGUGUUCUGUGAUAUGUGCUCGGCAUGGGCAAAUGCAUGUUAUUGGAAAUGCGAUUACUGCAAUGAGGGAGAGUGGGGGUAUUGCAAUGACUGUGUAAAUCAAGGUCGACAUUGCACUCACGCACUACUUCCCAUCACUCACAUUGUAAACAAGAAAACGCCUCCACCGUCUGCCGCCCCAGCUGCAGAUCCGCCUUCGACUCCCCAUCUCACGCCCUCUAAUGUCACAAACGAGUCGACCACGUCACCGCCGCUGACGCCAAAGUCGGCUUCCGUGAUAGGAGGCCCGGGUGAAGUCACGCUGGCGAAUUCGAUCUACCGUCCCCUGACAUUUACGGUGCUAUGUAAUAUGUGCACUUAUCCCAUUCCGCCCUCUCAUACCCGAUAUCACUGCUCAACAUGUAACGACGGCGACUAUGAUAUCUGCAGCCCAUGCUACAAGAAGCUUGUAUUAGUUGGGCGAAUCAAGGAGACGAAUGGCAUGAAUGGGUGGCGUCGAUGCCUACGUGGGCAUCGAAUGAUUGUAGUCGGAUUCGAAGACAGAGAUGGCGGACAACGCCGCGUCGUGGUACGCAGUCUCGUAGGCGGCGUAUCUCUACGAGAAGACGAGUCCUCAUCUUCACAUAAUCAAGACACAAGCUUCAAUAACAGCGGUAACAACACCCCCAGCACAACCACGACAAAUGAAAUACCAUCAUCGAUGCACCGCGAAGAAAAAUGGACAUGGCGCGAACACGACGGCUCGCGACAGCACGCCUCGUCUGUUUCCGCUACUACACCAUCUGCUCCCCACACUUCCCAGCGGCGCUAUCCUCCCGAUGGAGGCGUUGGUCUACGCCUUCAGGCUCGGUGGUCGUACUAUCCCGCGCCAGAUGCAAACGAUGAAUUGCUAUUCCCCAAGUUUGCGGAAAUCACCGAAGCGGAAGACAUCAAUGGCGAUUGGUUUUGGGGCGUGUAUGCUGGUUCCAAGGGGUUGUUUCCGGGUGGGUAUGGAAGGAUUAUUGGGGGAAAUGCGGAGAGGCAGGGCUUAGUUUAG
This is a messenger RNA of Periconia digitata, 2967 nucleotides long. Lineage: Eukaryota; Fungi; Ascomycota; Dothideomycetes; Pleosporales; Periconiaceae. The record is from the annotation of a GenBank genome assembly.